Molecule: messenger RNA, 936 nt
Organism: Notothenia coriiceps (black rockcod)
Lineage: Eukaryota; Metazoa; Chordata; Actinopteri; Perciformes; Nototheniidae
Product: golgin subfamily A member 6-like protein 22
Exons: 1
Source: RefSeq, a predicted model, not a curated record
AUGAAUGAGUUUGAUGAGAUGCUGGUGAAGAAGAAGGAGGCGCAGGAGGAGCAGACGGCGUCUCUAGCGCUGCAGCACCAGCAGGAGGUGGAGGCUCUGAGGGAGGAGAUGCUCGGCGUCCAGAAGACACAGCACGAGCUUCAGAUCCGAUUGGAGGAGGAGAUCUCCACCCUUCAGAGGAGGCUCAACGAGGAGAAAGAGGAGAAGGACGUCCUGCAGGAGGAGCAGCUCACAGCGCUCAGGCAGCAGCUGCAGGAGGCGCACUCCUACGCCGCUGACCUGGAGGAGCAGGUCAACAUGGACGAGGACGCUGUGGAGGAGCUGAGGAAGCAACAGGAGGAGGAGAUAAAGAAACUGCAGGUGGAGCUUUCUGACGUCAGAUUAGAGGAGGAGAGGAGGAAGCAGCAGCAGGAGGAGGAGGAGAGGAGGAGGAAGAAGCAGCAGGAGGAGGAGGAGAGGAGGUGGCUAAAGGACCUUGAAAAUGAGAAGGCGCUGCUGCAAGAAAGACAUACAGAAGAGCUGAAGGUCAGAUUAGAGGAGGCGAAGGUGAGGUUUGAGGAGGAGCAGGUGGAGCUCUCUGAGGCCAAGCUAGAGGAGGCGACGAGGAGGCUGCAGGAGGAGUUUGAGAAGGAGAAGGAGGCGUUGCAAGAAAGACACAAAGAGGAGGUGAAGGUGCGACUAGAGGAGGUGAAGGUGACGUUUGAAGAGGAGAAGGUGCAGCUGGAGGAGCAGAGCAAUGAGUCCCUGCAGGUGGUGCUGGAGGAGGAGGUGUUGAGGCUGGUGAGGGAGCAGCAGGAGAAGGAGGCUGAGCUCAGGAUGCAUUGGGAGGAGGAGACAGUCCGGCUGCAGGAGCUCCACCAGGAGGCCCUGCUGCAGGAGAGGCUGACGCUGCAGGAGCUCCACCAGGAGGCCCUGCUGCAGGAGAGGCUGACGCUG